GGGGAGGUUAACAUAUAUUAAAUCUUUGCAUCAGCUGCAAAAUUGAUACUGCUCGUGGCUUCAUCAAGGAUCACAACUGCGCUGCUGCGUAGAAGGCCCGUCCGUAGAGUCCUAUCGUGCUAACUAACGUGCUGCGAAUGCACGUCCAUAAACGUGGUUGCCUACCUCGCAGGCUGUUUUGUUCCAUUCUAAACGUCUGCUUGGACUGGUUCAUAUCUUCACCCACUUUCUUCUACUAUCAUCCGAGUCAUGUCUACCUUAGCAGAUGCGAUAGCGAUGGCUCUGUCUCGGACGUCCGAGUCUGGACAGUCAUACCAGCCUGCUAUUGUAGCGUUCUUCAACCUAGCAAAUACACUUAUAAAGAGUUUUGUGAAUACCACUUCAGAUCCAGCUGACGGUCUUUGUGAGUAUUGUCUCGCACGCCCCAAACAUCGUGACGGCGACGUCGUCCAUCCUUUUUGUGAAAAGGAAUGCGCCGCUCAAGACUAUGUUUGUGUUCAGCCCACAGAACAGGCUCCAAAUCAAAGUAGUGGUAACCAGACAGGCGAAACCUGUGAUUUCUGCCAUAGUCGGCCCAAGUACUCCAGCGGAAAGACGACACACCCUUUCUGCUCAAGAACAUGCGCAAAAAAUGCAAAGAAAUGUGCUAAAUCUGAGCCUCAGGAGAACGGCUCGCCUCUAAGCGAUGUCUGCCUUUUGUGUCGAACUGCUCCCAAGCAAAUUGAGAGUCACUUUUGUGGGAAAGCCUGUGCGGAUGAAGCAGAGAAAAAGGCACCCAUGGUUCUGAAAGUACCGGAAGAUCAUGUCACCUUUGCGAGCGUCGCUAAUCAGUUCACUGCCUCUUGGAGACAUAGCUCGAAGACAUGUCCCAAAGUAAGGGUAAUCUACAAAGUCAUCAGUCCUGCAUCUUCCAUUGCAACUUACGAUGAAUACCGUGCACGUGUCGAGGAGCGAGGUAACUUUGUAGCUGCAGGAAGAACUGCCGGAAAUGAAUGUCGUCGUUGGCAUGGAUGCCAGCGCGAAUGUAAACUUGGAAAUCCUGGAAAGACAAAACUUUGUUCAUCUUCAACAUGCUCUUUGUGCUGCAUCCUUCGCACCUCUUUUGAUAUAUCAUGUUUUGGCAAAACUACAGGUUGGGGCAGAUUUGGAAAGGGUAUCUACACCUCAUCUACUUCUUCGAAGUCCGCCAGUUAUGUCAAGACCAGUUCAUCUUCAAAGUUCAAGCCCAUGCUUUUGAACAAAGUCGUCGUAGCAGAGGCUGCAAGCUAAGUUCC
Serpula lacrymans var. lacrymans S7.9 is the source of this 1274-nucleotide messenger RNA. RefSeq lists its product as uncharacterized. The record is from RefSeq and is a predicted model, not a curated record. The coding region runs from base 250 to 1269 and encodes 339 amino acids. Gene Ontology annotation, molecular function: NAD+ poly-ADP-ribosyltransferase activity. The transcript has 8 exons. Lineage: Eukaryota; Fungi; Basidiomycota; Agaricomycetes; Boletales; Serpulaceae.